GUCAAUCAUUCAAUCAUUCAAUCAGAUCCAUCCUAUUCAAUUCAAUAAUCAGUUGUCGUUGUGCCUCCCAGUGACCAGUCAAUCGCCCAUCUUGUGUGCCGGCAACAUUACACAACAGCAAACUAGAUAUUCUUUUCUUCUGCACUCCCGCUCAACUCUUUUCUCUCUCCUUCUUCUUCCCCCUCUUCUCCACCGCCUUUAUUCCCAAUCCUCCUGCGAAGCAUUCAUCUUGUUCUUUCCCUUCGUCUCAUUCUUUUCGUCCAUCUUUCGUACCCAUCCGAUGGCGAGUGCAGCUUCCUCGGGCAAAGCGCUUUUCGGCGCCAUUUCAUCCAGGGCCUCCUCCGCGUCAUUGCGGACCUCUUCGUCCAGAAUCCAGCGUUUCUCAAGUCGCGCAAACAAUUGGCCAGCACAAACACCUCCUCAACCCAAGCCAUCACCAUCAUGGCACUCAUCACACAAAUCCACCCUCAGACCGACUACCCACACCCACCGAAACACUCUCCAGAGAGCUUUCUCAACGACACCCAUCACCCAGCACGGUCACAUCGACCCGCCACGCCCGGGCGAAGAACGCAAGAUAACCUUCAUCGACAAAGACGGCGACUCGCACACGUUCGAGGUCUCGGACGGCGACAACCUGCUCGACAUCGCGCAGGCCAACGACCUCGAGAUGGAGGGCGCCUGCGGCGGCUCCUGCGCCUGCUCCACGUGCCACGUCAUUGUCGAGUCCGACCACUUCGACGCCAUGGAGGAGCCCGACGACGAGGAGAACGACAUGCUGGAUCUGGCGUUCGGGUUGACCGAGACGAGUCGGCUCGGCUGCCAGGUCAAGAUGAGUAAGGAGCUGGAUGGGUUGGUGGUCAAGUUGCCGAAUAUGACGAGGAAUUUGCAGGCGAGUGAUUUUAAGUAGAGGAGGGGUGGUCUGGGGUAUGAGUUGUGAGAUGCUGGAUCGGAGGAGGUGGGGUUUCAACACGAUAUAUUGAAUCAUGACAUGGCGGAUCUUAUGUAUUAUUAUACGCGAACGAAAACAAAAAGGAAUCUCCACGGGCGGAACGGAUCUAUCGGGC
Aaosphaeria arxii CBS 175.79 is the source of this 1067-nucleotide messenger RNA. Its product is annotated as ferredoxin. Lineage: Eukaryota; Fungi; Ascomycota; Dothideomycetes; Pleosporales. Gene Ontology annotation, cellular component: mitochondrion. The record is from RefSeq and is a predicted model, not a curated record. Gene Ontology annotation, molecular function: 2 iron, 2 sulfur cluster binding. Gene Ontology annotation, biological process: P450-containing electron transport chain; positive regulation of oxidoreductase activity. The transcript has 2 exons. Bases 281 to 910 code for a protein of 209 amino acids.